Messenger RNA from Beta vulgaris subsp. vulgaris (sugar beet), 3030 nucleotides. RefSeq lists its product as uncharacterized. Bases 1404 to 2876 code for a protein of 490 amino acids. The record is from RefSeq and is a predicted model, not a curated record. The transcript has 5 exons. NCBI's taxonomy places the organism in Eukaryota, Viridiplantae, Streptophyta, Magnoliopsida, Caryophyllales, Amaranthaceae. Gene Ontology annotation, molecular function: DNA binding.
GUUGCAUUACAAUGUGUUUUUUCCCGCUUAUCGUAGCUCGCAAAUGUGCUACAAGGUCUUAGUGGGGUUAGAGAUCAGUUGUCGAAAUGGUUUUUUGGCAUCUAAUAAUUGUGCUAUAUUAUGUGAUGUAUAGCUGUUCCGUUAUAUUUUUGGGGAAAUUUGCCUUUUGUCAUCAAUAAUGUAUUUGCCUGCUUUGUUUUUAUCUUUUUUUUUUUUUGAUAAUUCUGCUUUGUUUUUAUCUUACAACAACAAUAAUAGAAGUACAUUAUCCUGAGUUAAUGAAGCUCUAAAAGGUCAUUAAUGGUGGAAGCCAAAAAGGGCAAUGAAAAAAAGAACAAGAAUGAUAAAGUUGACACUCAGAGUUUUGCUCCUAAAUCUGAUGAAGCUACUGGCCUUUCUAAUUUUUAUUGCAAUUUUUGGUUGCUAAGAUUAGCUAUGUUUUAUGAUAAGAUUUCUUGGGUUUUUUUUUUUUUUUUUUUUUUUUUUUUGGAGUGGUGAGUUUUAUGUUGAAUAUUUAGCCAUAGUUUUUUUUUUGUUUUUUUGUUUAACUGAAACGAUAUACUUCCUCCGUUUCAAAAUACUCGCUACCCUUUUCAUUAUGGGAAGUUUCACAUUACUUGCUACACUUCUUUUCUGGGCAAUAAAUUCUCUCUAUCUCUCUCCUCCCACAUGGGUCCCUUUUCUUUUUACUCUCUACCUCUCUCUUCUCCAAAAAUUGUCUAAAAGUCUGUGAAUUGAGAAGUGUAGCAAGUAAAAUGAAACGGAGAAAGUAUUAAAAGAUCAAAUCAUCAAGUUUAGCCAGUGCAACUAGCAUAGGGAUCUAUGAUCCCAUCAUUACAAGACAAACAUAACUGUUCAAAAUGAAACAUCCUUAGCCAUAGUUGUCUUUGUUCCUCAAAAUUCUGUCUCUAUGUUCUUAUUUUUGUAGAAUGAAGUUUCAAAAAAAUUCGAUUAUCUGUGCAACAGGUUUUUUUUUGGUUUGAUGCUGGACUUAUUUGUAACUUAUUUUCUGGGUGAAAUAAUUUUAGAUUUGAUUUUAGUUAUAGAUAUAGUUGUGAAAUUAUCUUAUAUAAGAAGAGGAAAUGAGUUGUUUGGAGGGAAAAACAAAAGAAAUAACUGAUGUGGGUCCCGCCACUAACGGAGUUUGGCAAAAUCCGUUAAGUGGCGGAGUUUAUAAAGGUUUUGUAAAGUUUAGGUGGAAAUUUAGGAAAAAAAUAUAAAGGUGGGAGUUUCUAAAUAAGUGAAAACUUAAGGUGAUUUUGUGCAAAUUUUCCUGAAAUUAAUUAGGUACUACUAUUUAUGAGUACUUGUAUGUGUGUUAGAUAGGCUUUAAUGUUAGAUAAAUUUAACUUUAAUUUCCACUUAUUUAUGAAUACUUGUCUGUGUAUGUGUUUGGACUUAGGAUGAUGGAUGGAAUGUGGUUGUUAUGUAACUAUAAGGAGGCACAAUUUGAUAUUAGGGUUGAUGAUAUUGAUAAAACAAAUUUGAUGAAUAUACUGAAUGAUAUACAUGAUGAGUCUGUGAAGCAAGGUGUGGGGUUACCUCCAAAUUUCAGAUUGUAUUAUAAGAAUCCUAGGACAAAACAAAGAGUGGAAUUGUAUAAAGAUGUGCAAAUGUCAAAUAUGUGGGGUGGAUUUGCUGGUAAGGAUGCUAUAGAGAUAUUCAUAGAGGAAACUAAUCAACCCCUUAGAUUUGUCUUCAAAUUUGUGCUUGAACUGAGGGAACAAGCAGAAAAGGAGAGGGAGGAAGAGAGAAGAAGGCAAGAGGAAGAGGAGAAAAUAUUGAGAGAGCUGGAGAAUCAAGAGCCUCCUCUGGCUAUUGAGAUUCCAGUUUACAGUGUUGAUGACCUUAGUGUCAUGGAGUGGUAUAGAGUGUAUUCCGAGGAAGAGGUUGUUAUGGGAGAGUCCGAACCCCAACCAGAUGCCACACAACCUGAAUACCCUCCAUCCUCGCCUCGUUCUUCCCCUGUCACACAACCACCUCAACCUCCAUCGUCUCCUCUUCCUUCCUCUGCCACACAGCCACCUCGACCUCCAUCAAAGAAGAGGAGAGAUAAAAUGGCGCCAUCUUUCUACAAGAAAAUGGGAGUCUGUUCAACCCAAGAUGACAAGAUCAGAAUUCCAGCAAAAUAUGUGAAGAGAUAUUAUGAAAAGCAAUUUGCAAAAGAUUACGUAAAUCUUAGAGCUGCCGAUGGUCGAGUUUGGAGAGUAGAGCUCUUGAAAGUGAGUGGAACAUUAUGGUUAAGUAAAGGAUGGGAAGUGUUUCUGGAGAGUUAUUCAAUUGAGUAUGGCUACUUAGUCUUAUUUAGUUAUAAGGAGAUUGAGGAUGAAUUUCAUGUCAACAUUUAUGACAAAACUUGUUGUGAAAUUGUGCACGAAUUUGCAUUUGAGAAUCAUACCGAUAAGGCUGAAGAAGUUGUAGGUUUUUCUUCGGAACAUGAAGAUAUUGAUCGAGAUGAUGAUGAUGAUGAUGAUGAUGAUGAUGAUUGCAUCGUUCCAUAUUCAGAGGAAGGGCCUAAUGGAAGCACUAAAGAAUUUGAAGAAUUUGAAUCUCUAAAUCCUCAUUUCAAGAGUAUCGUCCGACGUUGGAGUUUAACCUCAUGGGGAUUGACGAUUCCACUUCAAUAUGCCAGAGAGCAUUUGGACGGAAAGAAUAGGGAGAAGAUAAUAUUGGAAGGCCCAGGUAAGAUGAGAUACUAUAACGUGAAUGUAAAUGUGUAUCUGCGCAAUUGUGUCAAGGAAAAGGCACUAAUUUCUGGAUCCGUAAUGCGAAAGUUUUUUACGGACAAUGAAUUGAAGUUGGGAGAUUGUUGCGUUUUUGAGCUUAUCCACCCUCAGAGUAACACUUACAAGGCUACCAUCUUCCGUGCUCCAUAGCUUGUGAAAUACUACCUCUAUUUGUACUUUGAAAUUAUAUUAGUUUAAAGUUCGAAUUAUAUACUCUAUGUAGCUUACUAAUAGUUACAUAAGUGUUAGUCUUCGAGAUUGGUAAAUUCCUCGAAUUGCUGCGUUAAAAGCUAUUUAUGUUCUC